Molecule: messenger RNA, 1650 nt
Organism: Cynara cardunculus var. scolymus (artichoke)
Lineage: Eukaryota; Viridiplantae; Streptophyta; Magnoliopsida; Asterales; Asteraceae
Product: B3 domain-containing transcription factor FUS3-like
Exons: 7
Coding region: 457-1425 (322 amino acids)
Molecular function (GO): DNA-binding transcription factor activity; DNA binding
Source: RefSeq, a predicted model, not a curated record
AAAAAAAAACCAAAGCAUCAUCGUCCCCUUCACUUAUCUCCUGCAUGUAUGCCUCCUCUCCUGGUGUUUUGUGUUAUUUAUUUCCUGAAAGUGUGAUUAAGUGGAAGAUUCUGGAGGUGGUUGGUUGAUGGUAGAAAUAAUCUCCUCAGGCUCAGAGCUUUUCCAACACCUGUACUUGCUCUUCAUUACCCACCUCAACCCCAUAACCAUCAUCUUUGCCUUCCAUUCGUCAUCCUCCUCAUUGGCCAUUUCCUCACAAUCCCCUAUGUUCUUUCAUCAAUGCUUUAAACUUUUCUUUAAUCUUAGUGAUACCAUGAAUGCACUAUGUACAAAUGUCACACCCUGUAUUCACCAAAUCUUUGCUAAAUAUAGGAAAAACCUUUUCCCUAGAACACCCAAUUGCCGAUCGAUAAGAGUUGCCCGAAAAAGAAGCCCUAACCCUAAAAACUGAACUGAAUGGAGAGAAACGAGGCCUGUGCUUUGAGGGCAUUUGCUGGUUUCGAUAUCGGACUCGGGAUCAAUUUUGGUGGAGUCCAGGACAACACCUACAAAACCAAGAAACCUGCUGCUGCUGCUGCUGCUGCUGCUACUGCUACUGCUACUGACAGGGAUCUGGUCGCUGCUGCUCGUUUCGACUUCCUUAAGAAGAAACGGAUGCCCAGGUUCAGGCGUGGUGCUUCCGCCGCACUCCGCUCCUUUCGUCCCUUCACCACUCCUCUCUCCUCAACUGUAUCUUCCUCAUCUUUUGUUGGUCCAAUUGUUGAUCAGGGAAGGCUGACAUUUCUCUUCAGCAAGAAGCUGCAAAAAAGUGACGUAGGUGUGCUUAAAAGAAUUGUUCUGCCAAAGAAACCAGCAGAAACACACCUACCUGCUCUGAUUGCCAAGGAAGGUAUCAUUUUGGAGAUGGAUGACAUGGAUGGCAUGCAUGUGUGGUGUUUCAAGUUUAGGUUCUGGCCAAAUAACAACAGCCGCAUGUAUGUCCUUGAGGGCACUGGGGAAUUUGCCGAGGAACAUGAACUGCAACUAGGUGAUUAUAUAAUGUUGUAUCGAGAUUCAGUGAAUCUCAACUAUGUCAUACAGGCUGUAAAAGCUUAUGAAGUUGAGGAAUAUGCAAAGAAAGAAGUGAAAGCAAACCUUGGUAGUCAGGGGAAAUCUGGGAAACCACAGCCAAAUAAUGGUGUUUUAAUGAAUCAGAACUGGCCGUGGGGUGGUCUUGAGGUGGAGGUGUUGAACCCCACUAACUAUCCUAUGAAUGCUUCGACCGUGGAGGAUCAGAUGGGUAUGACUUUCAUAUACGAUACCAGCUAUUCCAAUGACACUCUGACUCCACUUGAUUUCUUGGGUGGAUUCAUGACAAGCUACCCAACAGUGCAGCCAAACUUUGCCAUUGAGAAUUUGUCUAUUGACGAUCUCUACAAGAUCUAGUUGUAGCAUGUCAUCAUCAUCAUGCUACAUCUUAUGUUGUGAGUAAUAGUAUCUGUAAUGCAUCAAGUACAAAAUAAGCACAUGAGUGAAAAACUCCGUAAAUGUUGCUUUUGUGUCUGUAGUGCUUUCUUUUGGAUAUCCAUCCUACUCGACUUGUGGUCUCACAAUCCCUGUACAAGUCUUUUGGAAAAUGAUUCAAGUAAUCAAAUCACUAGUACUUGCAUC